CACCAUCACAACAAUCUCAACCACCAGCCUGUGUUCCUGCAUCGCUCAUCGGCUCAGCUGCGAGUUUCCAUUCCCAGCUGGUCUUUUCGCUUCGCCGGGGUCUUUCUGAGCGCCCAACGGCAGUCUACGAUCCGAAGUGAGGACCUUCUGCAGCUGCCGUGCCAUGGCCUUCAGGCUCCAGGUUCCUUACUUUUACCCCACAGUGACCAGGGGGCCUCCUUCGCCAGGGAUGUGAAUAAAGUCUUUUCCAGGAUAUACGGCACACACGCACACGGUCCAGCACAACAACCGUGCCGUUCAAUGCAUUCUACAACUGCUGUUGGCUAUUUGUAAUACUCGACGCUGUCCUCACCGCUCUUCCGAGAGACAGACAGAGCUAACUCCUGACUUUCUUCGUGAACUAAAGAUGAAAUAAGCAAUGUCCUCACUUGACCCUGUCAUGGCGCAAUCCCCUCAUCCUGCGGUCUCAGCUCGAUCCUCUCCCUCGCAGUCCGCGCACGCCUCCAGUCCUCCGCCGGCUUCUGUUGAGACCCUCGUGUCAUACCUGGUUGCCGCUAAACGCUCUCUGGGCAGUAUUCAUCUCGUCCACCGGGCCACCACCAUCCUCACUGAAGCACGUGCGUCGAUCGAGGCUAUCACUGCCCUCCUCGCGAAAGCCACCUACCUUCGCCGCUCCUUGGCAUCUCAAUUGAAGAUUCUACGUGGGGUCCAGCUUGAACUCGAGACUGCUGCCCAGAGCAUCCAGCACGAGUUUCAGGCUGUGAUCAAAGAGCUGGACGAGACCGGUGCCAGGUUGCUACAGUCUAUAGAUCUGUUGAAGCAGACCAGAAUUGAAGAUGCUUUCAAACCGGCGACUGAGGGAGAACUGGACGCUGGCCCAGGUAAGGAGACGUUGCACGAUUUUGUGGACGACAACGGCGUCGAAACGAUCAAACAAGCCAUGGAAAUUGCCAUAGACAAUGUACAAAACGCGCAAAAUGAAAUGGGGCACUCUAUCCAAACCUUGGAAGAUGACCUACAAUCCGUCAACGAAGUGCUCAAUGGCAGAGGCGAGCUCUCUGGCACUGACAGUGAAUUGCAGCAGCCCACCACCAUCGCUGGCACCCUCACAUUGCUAGAGGACCACGCCCGCAUAAUGGCCGAGGAGCUGGAAAGUCUGGUCAAACAUUUUGAUCUCUGCGUCACCGCCAUCAAACACACUGAAGGAGGCGGCGAAGCUUUAUUUCAGACCAUGAAUGCUGGGGAAGGUGUCGACCUCCCGGAUGCGGUUAGCUUGGGCAUGGACGAGCUCCGCGCCCCAGCGCAACCUAUGAACGAAGAGGAACGCUUGGAAAUGCUCCAGGUGCUUGAGAACGACGCUCAGGAGGUUGACGAAGUGGUCAUGGAACUCCAAGAUCGCCACGCCGAGAUGGAAGCCCAGCUCGACAAGAUCCAUCAAUGGUGCGAACGGCAGGAGAAUGCCUAUGCAGAUGUAGCCACGGCAUUCAAACUCCUGGAAAAGGUUUCGGGGCGCUUGUCUGGUUAUGUAGCUGAGAUAGCGCGGCAAGCGCUGAAAUGGAACGAGGAAAAGGCCAAGAUUGAAGACGGCAUCGGCGGGAUGGAGGAACUGUGCGAGUACUACGCCAACUUUCUCCACGCCUACGAUGGCCUGAUAGUCGAAGUCGCCCGACGAAGGACUGUCAAGAAGCAGAUGGAGAGAGUGGUGGCGGAGGCGCAUGCCCAACUGGAGCAAAUGUACGACUCGGAUCGGGAGUUGAGGCUGGAGUUCAAGAACGACCUGGGCGAAUAUCUGCCGAGCGACAUUUGGAGUGGCGUGAAUACUUUACCGCCCAGAUAUUCUAUUGUGCGGGCCGACGAGGAGGAUGUUGGUAGUGUGCCUGAGCUACCGAGACGGACGGUGGAAGAGGCGUUGAGGAGGCUGAAGGUCGGCAGAGGUGGGCGAAGCACAAGAUGACCAGGCACGCCGUUGGAUGCCGAUGGUUUUCUAUCACGACGGAUCUAGCUAUCGUCGCUAUAGCGUUGGGUCGAUUUGGCUGCCUACGCCUACAAUAUGCUUGCAAGGAGGAUGGCGUGUCCCAACUACGCUCACCCUGGACAUCGGAAAGUGUGGUCCGACAAGCAGAUCUGGGACACGGGUAUCACGACCAUUUGCAGAGCUGCAAGGACCUUAAGCAGAGAUUUCUCCUCCAAGAGCAGAACAUGCAAAGGCUGAGAGACUGAUCCUAGUACAAGUGGAAGGGAUCCUUGGACAUUUUGUACAUCAGAAGGCUUAUACUACCAGUCCUGGCCCUACUGCUUUUUCAGGCCCUCCCUCUUUUCCUGGUCCCUCUCACUCUUGACGACAGGAUAGUAUCGCCAGAAGUAGAGCACGCCCGCGGUCCCGGCCAACGUGAGAAGCAAGCCUCUUUGCGAUCUCCUGGUUGGGGUUUGGUCCAUGGGUUAGAUGCUGCGUCAUUGACUGGGGCAUAGAGGGGGAGAGACAAACAAGUCUCGGGAAGAUUGAGAAAGACUCUGGGUAUUGACCAGAAGGAUGGGGGAGGGAGGGAUCUAUCUCACCAUGGUCCCCGGCUUCCGUGCGGCGAGAACAUGUUCUGCCUUUUGGGUGCUGUGGGAUGCAUGAUCGACGGGUUGAUUGAUUCUAGGGUCAAUCGGUGUGUUAAUAUGGUAUGAUAGGACACGAGAGGAUUCUGGCGAUAUCCAGGUCGAUCGAGUCGCCAAUCUUGGAUCAAGCAAAGGUCCGCCAGGACAAGAUGAGGAUUUGAGUUGACACGUCCUUGGGACAGAUACGUUGCGAGAUAGAUGAGUUUCUUCCGACUGAGAGAGCAGAGGUCUUAAAUGAUGACAGGAAGCUGUGGUGUGAUUCCUCGACGCAUAUGAUUUGGUGGAUGGAAUAAACUCCGUGUAUCAUAAUUGCUUCAUGGCACGUGCCUGGAUCGAGCGGGAUGAUAUCAGGGCGCAGUGCAUUAGACUUCAAUAUGUAUCUAGGGACUCGUAGGUG
Messenger RNA from Cladophialophora immunda, 2998 nucleotides. RefSeq lists its product as uncharacterized. Gene Ontology annotation, biological process: autophagy of peroxisome; activation of protein kinase activity; piecemeal microautophagy of the nucleus. Gene Ontology annotation, cellular component: phagophore assembly site; Atg1/ULK1 kinase complex. NCBI's taxonomy places the organism in Eukaryota, Fungi, Ascomycota, Eurotiomycetes, Chaetothyriales, Herpotrichiellaceae. The coding region runs from base 419 to 1954 and encodes 511 amino acids. The transcript has 2 exons. Gene Ontology annotation, molecular function: protein kinase activator activity; molecular adaptor activity. The record is from RefSeq and is a predicted model, not a curated record.